AACUUUCUUUAUUGUAGACUCCGACAUGAUAUAGUAGUUUAUUUUUCGUGAUUGUCAAACAUACACUAGUUUCUUUUUGCGGAGAAAAGAAAAGAAGGAAAAAAGAAGAUGAAAGGAAUAGAACACAGAACAGUGGAAGUGAAUGGAAUCAAAAUGCAUAUCGCUGAGAAAGGCAAAGAAGGACCGGUUGUUUUGUUCCUUCACGGCUUCCCUGAACUCUGGUACUCAUGGCGCCACCAGAUUGCUGCUCUCGGCUCCCUCAGUUACCGCGCGGUGGCUCCGGAUCUCCGUGGAUACGGCGACACCGAUGCUCCAGCUUCCAUUAACAGCUAUACGAUUUUCCAUUUGGUUGGUGACAUAGUUGCUCUUAUUGAUUCACUCGGUGUUGAACAAGUGUUUCUCGUGGCUCAUGAUUGGGGUGCUCUUGUUGGAUGGUAUUUAUGCUUGUUUCGCCCUGAAAGAAUCAAAGCCUAUGUGUGUCUCAGUGUUCCUUUUGUCCGUAGAAACCCUAAAGUCAAAACCAUAGAUGGUAGGCGAGCUGCUUAUGGAGAUGAUUAUUACAUGUGCAGAUUUCAGGAACCGGGCAAAAUGGAAGCUGAGAUGGCUGAAGUUGGCACUGCAUAUGUGCUGAAAAAUAUCCUCACAACUCGCCAAACUGGUCCUCCAAUUUUUCCAAAGGGAAAGUAUGGAACUGGAUUCAACCCGGAUACUCCCGACACUUUACCCUCUUGGCUCACAGAAGAUGAUCUUGCUUAUUUUGUAUCCAAAUUUGAGAAAACUGGCUUCACUGGAGGAUUGAACUACUAUAGAAACUUUAACUUAAAUUGGGAGCUCACAGCACCAUGGACUGGAGUCAAAAUCAAGGCGCCUGUGAAAUUCAUUACAGGUGAAUUAGACAUCGUAUACACCACGCCCGGCGUGAAGGAGUAUGUCCAUGGAGGAGGAUUCAAGGAAGAGGUGCCAAAUUUGGAGGAAGUGAUUGUGCAAAAAGGUGUGGCUCACUUCAACAAUCAAGAAGCAGCAGAGGACAUCAGUAAUCACAUUUACGAAUUCAUCAAGAGGUUCUGAGCUGAUCCGCCUGUACUCCAUCCUCUUAAUAAGAUGCUUGAUCUAUCUCUCCAGGUCAAGCAAUAACAUACCUCUUCAAUGUAUGCCUUCUGAGAAAGCUUAAUUGUGGAUAUAGUGUUAAUUAUGUCAAUUUGCUUCUAUAAAUGAUAAAUGAAUCCAAAAGAGAAUUGCACAUACAUGUUUCUGGAUAAAAAAAACGAAACAUGCUGUGUAAUUUGUUGUGUGUAAUUAGUUGUUUGACGCAUAAAUCAUGAAGUGUAAAACAAUCCAAGUGGAUAUUUAAAUGUUGACAAAAUGGCUGGAA
Molecule: messenger RNA, 1372 nt
Organism: Vicia villosa (hairy vetch)
Lineage: Eukaryota; Viridiplantae; Streptophyta; Magnoliopsida; Fabales; Fabaceae
Exons: 3
Coding region: 109-1068 (319 amino acids)
Molecular function (GO): hydrolase activity
Source: RefSeq, a predicted model, not a curated record